This is a messenger RNA of Drosophila arizonae, 1262 nucleotides long. RefSeq names its product synaptic vesicle glycoprotein 2B. Gene Ontology annotation, biological process: transmembrane transport. Gene Ontology annotation, cellular component: membrane. The record is from RefSeq and is a predicted model, not a curated record. Gene Ontology annotation, molecular function: transmembrane transporter activity. NCBI's taxonomy places the organism in Eukaryota, Metazoa, Arthropoda, Insecta, Diptera, Drosophilidae.
UUACUUUCAAAAUUUCUCGAAUUUUUAGUUGCACUCUAUUUUAUGAUAGUAGUCGCGGUAUAGAUGGCCAAAGUAGUAGAAGCAGAGGAAACUGCAGAUUUUGAGACGGCAAUUUCAGCAUGUGGCUUCGGUGUAUUUAAUGUUAUAAUUAUUGUCUGCGCGCUCCCCUGCUUAACAUCAAUGGUAUUCUCUGCCUCGGUGAUAUCUUAUGUGAUGCCAACGGCUGAGUGCGACUUGAACCUCAGCGUAAUGGACAUGGGAAUGCUGAAUGCGAUGACCUAUUCAGGCAUGAUUUUAUCAGCCAUACCGUGGGGCUUUGUAUCGGACACACUCGGUCGUCGCCCGGUUCUAAUCUAUGGCGGUUUCAUUGACGGUAUCUUCGUCCUCUGCUCGGCCCUAAGUCAAAAUUCAAUCCAAUUGAUGAUAUUUAAAUUCUUCGAUGGACUAGCUAUCUGCGGCCCCUUUGCGGUUGUCAUCAGCUAUCUGGCCGAGUUCCAUGGCCAGAAGCACAGGCACUAUAUAAUGUUCCUUAUCGGCUUAUGUGUUUCCGUUGGAGCAAUGACAUUGCCAUUACUGGCCUACUUAAUACUGCCACGGCACAUUUCUUUUAAAUUGGGAGCCAUGAAGUUUCACACAUGGCAGGUGUUUUUGGCUAUUUUGGCUCUGCCAACUUUUUUAAGUGGACUUCUGCAUAUCUUUCUGCCGGAAAGUCCCAAGUUUCUUAUGGCCCACGGCUACUACAGCAAAGCGUUAGAAUGUUUUCAACGUAUUUACGCAAUGAACAAGCGCACAAGCCGCAAAGCUUAUCCGAUCAAAAGUGUGAGCGAUGUUAAGCCAGAGCAAAUGGAAGAAAAUCAGUUAUCGGUGAUGCAGAGGUGCCGUAAGGCUAAGUUUAUAUUUUGUGAAGGACUAAAGCAGCUGAAACCAAUGUGCAAAUGCCCUUAUCUGGGAGUGUCCAUUCACGUUUAUCUGCUGCACUUUUGCCAAAUUAUGUGUGUAAACUCGAUUCGUUUGUGGAUGCCAAAAAUCUUUGCCACGAUGCACGCCUUUGAGGUGAGAGAAUAUGCGGAUCGGAGCAUGUGCGCAGUCCUCAAGCACAAUUCCGAAAUGAACUUCACAAAGGAGCAGAAAAGUCAGGAAUGCGACAUAGUAGCAUCAACAACCAGGAUCCUACACUGACAAUAUCAUAGUUUCAGCCAUUGGUCUUCUAGGAUUUUUAAUUGUUUUUCCCCUGCUGAGCUUUCAAGCAUUCGCCAGCCACA